AUUCUGCUGCAUUAUUUCUGUUUCCUUCAUUGCACAAGAAAAAAUCAUUUUCUUCAAAGAAGAAGAUAUCAUUGUUCUAUUGAUUUGAAAAUUGGUAGAGAGCACUCUUGGAUUGCACUACAAUCACGAAAUGAUUAAACUGUUCUUUGUUACUACUCGAGUGUGUGUAUAUAGAACCCAUUCAGAGCCAGCUCAUUUCUAAUCUGAAAAGGGACCGAACCAAACUAUUCAGACUGAUCCUUGUUCUGUCUCCCUUUGACGGUUCCAACUAUUAAUCUUGGCGUGGAUAACCCUUGAGGGGCUCUUAGCUUUCUCGAUUUUUCUAACCAGAGAAAGAUAAACCUCGUACUAGUCUCCAAAACUAAAUCAUCAUCCCCACGUAAACGCUAAAAUAUGCACAAAUUCUGUGUAUGACACUGGAAUUUAUCAAGCUGCAUGUGUAGGAUUAACACAUGCACUUAGCUUUUGAUGACAUAAAUGCACCAAAUCUCAUGGACGCUUCAAACUUUUCGGCACCUUUUAAAGGAGUGCAUAGCCAACAAAGACCUCCUAAUAGGCAAAUCGCUCUACACACUUUACCUCAAAUCACUACUCCCUCCUUCAACUUACCUCUCCAAUCAUUUCAUCAUCCUUUACUCCAAGUGCAACCGCCUCACUCUUGCUCAUCAUGCCUUUAACCAAAACCAUGAACCAAAUGUCUUCUCUUUCAAUGUUCUUCUCGAUGCUUAUGCUAAAAAAUCUCUCACUCACAUUGCACGUGGUUUGUUUGAUCAAAUUCCUCAACCGGAUGCUAUCUCCUAUAACACCCUCAUUACUGCUUAUGCAGAUUGUGGGGAUAGUUUAAAUGCUCUAUACUUGUUUAGGGAAAUGAGGGAGACGGGUAUUGACAUGGAUGGGUAUACUCUCUCGGGAGUGAUUACUGCUUGUUGUAAUGAUGUGAAUUUGAUUAGGCAGUUACAUUGUUUAGCUGUUAAUUACGGGCUUGAUUCUUAUGUUUCUGUGAAGAAUUCUUUUGUUACUUAUUAUGGUAAAAAUGGGUUCUUGGAGGAGGCUGAAAGAGUGUUUUAUGGGAUAGAAAUUGAGAAUAGAGAUCAAGUUUCUUGGAACACUAUGAUUGUGGCAUAUGGGCGGCAGAGAGAAGGUUUUAAAGCACUGAAAUUGUUUCAAGAAAUGACUCACAGAGGCAUUGACGUUGACAUGUAUACUCUAGCAAGUGUUUUGACUGCAUUUACAUGCUUGGAGGAUUUGUUUGGGGGGCUUCAGUUCCAUGCUAAUUUGAUUAAAACUGGUUUUUACCGGAAUUGUCAUGUAGGUAGUGGUUUGGUUGAUUUGUAUGCAAAGUGUGGGGGUGGUAUGUUAGACUGUAGGAAAAUAUUUGUAGAGAUCCGUGAACCAGAUUUGGUUCUCUGGAACACUAUGAUUUCUGCGUAUUCUCUAGAUGAGGAACUGUCUGAAGAGACUCUUGAUUGUUUCAGACGGAUGCAGCGUGCUGGUUUUCGGCCUGAUGAUUGUAGCUUUGUGUGUGUUAUUAGGGCAUGCUCUAAUUUGUCAUCUCCAUCGCAGGGAAAACAGAUUCAUGCGAUGACAGUGAAAUCUGAGAUCCCUUCAAAUCAAAUAUCCGUAAAUAAUGCACUUGUUGCUAUGUAUUCAAAGUGUGGAAAUCUUCAAGAUGCUAGACGUUUAUUUGAUAGAAUGCCGGAACAUAAUACGGUGUCAUUCAAUUCGAUCAUUGCAGGCUAUGCACAACAUGGAAUUAAAACAGAAUCACUUUGCCUUUUUGAACAAAUGCUUGAGAUUGGUAUUGCCCCAACAAGAAUAACCUUUAUUUCUGUCCUUUCUGCUUGUGCGCACACUGGAAAGGUUGAGGAAGGAAGGAGGUAUUUUGAUAUGAUGAAAGAAAAGUUUGGUAUUGAACCAGAAUCAGAACACUAUUCAUGUAUGAUUGAUGUUCUAGGUCGAGCUGGCAAGCUGCAGGAAGCUGAGGAGCUAAUAGAGAUGAUGCCAUUUAGCCCAGAUUCUGUUGGUUGGGCUGCAUUACUUGGUGCCUGCAGGACACAUGGAAACAUGGAGCUAGCAGAGAAGGCAGCAAAUCAGUUUUUGCAGCUGGAACCUACAAACGCCACACCUUAUAUCAUGCUUGCAAAUAUGUAUUCCAGUGCCGGAAAAUGGGAAGAGGUAACUAGAGUGAGAAAGCUUAUGCGAGCUAGGGGUGUGAAAAAGAAACCAGGAUGUAGUUGGAUUGAGUUAAACAAGAGGAUACAUGUGUUUGUGGCUGAAGAUAGAUAUCAUCCAAUGAUAAAAGAAAUAAAUGGGUACUUGGAGGAGAUGUCAAUGAAGAUGAAGCAAGCUGGCUACGUGCCUAAUUUGAGAUGGGCUUUGGUUAAGGAUGAUGAAAUAAGGGAAGGAGAGAAAGAGUUCAAGAUAAGCCAUCACAGCGAGAAACUAGCCGUGGCAUUUGGACUGCUUUCAACAAAAGAUGGGGAGCCAAUACUCGUGAUGAAAAACCUCAGAAUUUGCGGGGAUUGCCAUAAUGCAAUCAAAUUUAUCUCUGCUAUUGCCCGUAGAAUCAUUACUAUCAGGGAUACUCAUAGAUUUCAUUGCUUCAAGGAAGGGCAAUGCUCUUGUGGCGAUUAUUGGUGAUAAUAGCUAACAGUUGGUAGUAAUGCUAAGCAUGAUAGAAGUAACCGGCUGACUCACAACUAUGACUUAUUCAGAAGCCCAUAAUUAUACAUAAUUUAUCAAAGUGAAGGCAAAAUCAUAACCUUUUUGAUAGUCUGUUGUCUCAAAGUUCUUGCAAAUCAAACGUUCAUUAUGUGAAGGUGAAGGUGAAGGUGAAGGUGAAGCUGAGGCCAAUAUAAAUAUUGGGCAUGAAUUGCUUGUUAUGAAGUCCAGCAAAGACACCAAGUUAGCACAUGUGCAAAACAUUCUGAAAGUAAUGGAGGCAUUGAUGUCGAGCAUUCAGGAAAUGGAGUCAAGAGUGUGUUCACAGACUAGCGUAAAAGUUUCCCUCAAAUUGUUUCCCUCUUCAACAAUCUAUCAGACAAUUUUGCGUCACAAUUUUGUCCAAGAUGGUGUGAAAGUAUAACACUGGGACUCUACAAGUAAUGGAUUCGGCGGGAGUACCAUAUGUCACCUUAUUAUAGAUAAUUAUUUAAUACUAUUUUAAUUAA
Ricinus communis (castor bean) is the source of this 3170-nucleotide messenger RNA. RefSeq names its product pentatricopeptide repeat-containing protein At3g49710. The transcript is spliced from 2 exons. Gene Ontology annotation, biological process: RNA modification. Gene Ontology annotation, molecular function: zinc ion binding; protein binding; RNA binding. Bases 478 to 2640 code for a protein of 720 amino acids. NCBI's taxonomy places the organism in Eukaryota, Viridiplantae, Streptophyta, Magnoliopsida, Malpighiales, Euphorbiaceae. The record is from RefSeq and is a predicted model, not a curated record.